Molecule: messenger RNA, 934 nt
Organism: Mauremys mutica (yellowpond turtle)
Lineage: Eukaryota; Metazoa; Chordata; Testudines; Geoemydidae
Product: claudin-8-like
Exons: 1
Coding region: 1-678 (225 amino acids)
Biological process (GO): cell adhesion; bicellular tight junction assembly
Cellular component (GO): plasma membrane; bicellular tight junction
Molecular function (GO): structural molecule activity
Source: RefSeq, a predicted model, not a curated record
AUGGCCAGUGGUGUACUGCAAAUCGUUGGACUGGUAGUUGGUGGCAUUGGCUUAGCUGGGACUUUUGCAGUCACUGGCAUGCCUCAAUGGAGAGUAACUGCCUUUAUUGAAAACAACAUUAUAGUAUUUGAGACCAUUUGGGAAGGACUAUGGAUGCACUGCAUCAGACAAGCCAACAUCAGGAUGCAGUGCAAAGUCUACGACUCCCUCUUGGCACUCUCACCUGAUCUACAGGCAUCCAGAGGACUGAUGUGCUCUGCUUCAGCACUCUCAUUCCUUGCUUUUAUGAUAGCCGUUAUGGGCAUGAAGUGCACUCAGUGCACUGGGAACAACAAGCGAAUCAAGGGUCACAUUCUGCUGGCAGCUGGAAUUCUCUUCAUCCUAUCUGGUAUUGUUGUGUUCAUCCCAGUGUGUUGGGUUGCCAAUACCAUCAUCAGAGACUUCUACAAUCCAGUUGUCAAUGUAGCACAAAAACGAGAACUUGGGGAGGCCCUCUACAUAGGCUGGGUAUCCGCAUUCUGUCUCAUCGCUGGGGGAGCAAUAUUCUGUUGUUUCUGCCGUUGUAAUGAGAAAACCAGAAACUACAGAUUCUCAGCGCCUUCACAUCAUACAUCUUACAAAACUCAUCAGAUGCAAAGGAAAACUGAAAGCUCAUAUUCCAAAAGUCAGUAUGUCUAGUUGCUUCUUGGUCUUUUAGCUCAGCAAGUCAGUCUUUGUGAACGGACUUCAACGUUCACACUGAACUACAAGUAGGUCAGAGGAAACUUUAUUUGUAUUUCAUGCCUUAAACUACAGUAGCCAUCCUUAAAUUCAUGGACUAUAGUUAAAAUCUAUAAACUCUAUCAUGGCUAAUACUGCAACACAGACAACGUAUUAUGAAGUUUUAUCACAAGAGAAAAAAAAGUUACACCUUUAUCUUUUUAGGUGUUUUAAA